UAUAGGCCAUCCCAGCCAGCCAGCCUGCCCCCAAUCUUCGCCCUUGCCUAUCCCUCCGUCUUCGCCAUCUCUCCGCCAGGCUCACGUUCGCUCACGAUCUUGCUUUCCAGUACCCUCUCGUGUGUCCGGCCCCGCUUGUUUCAGUGAUACCGAAGCCCACCUCCGUGUGUUAGUUCUAGAUGUUGCUGGGAGGAUUGUGUGAGUACGUCUAGUGGGCGACAUGAGUCGUCCGCUACAGCGGUGAUCAUAACAACAUGGGGCGGGUGGAGCUUCAAUCAGUGAUUUGGUGGAUUUGGGUGAAUUUCGCUAGCGAGGGGUUGUAAGAGUGGAGAUCUAUCUACAUCGCGCGAUGGCGAUACGGAGGUCGGCGCUCGCACGAGUGCCUAAGUUGGCUAGAUCAGGGUAACUUGGGAUUUGUACACCAGGUGCAGGCGGUUUAGUCCAGGUUCCGGGGAACGGCGAAUUAGUGUGGUUGUGGAUUCCGGCAGGUGGAGCCUUACGAUGAGUGUUGCUACCAUAUUGCAUGCUUGUGGGAGAAUGAUACUAUCUUAGUCUGUAUCUAGCUGGAGGCGGAGGUAGGGGUUUUGAGGACUGCUGAUUCAUACGGUGUCGGGGUCGAGGAGGAUUUUAGCUCGAUUAGAUCGUCUUCGAGAUGACAGGAUCAGGUAGCACGAACACUGCAUGUGCCGCCUGCAAGUAUCAGCGUAGAAAGUGCACUUCCGACUGCCCUUUGUCACCCUACUUCCCACCCGACCAGCCCAAACGAUUUCAGAACGUGCACAAGCUUUUUGGCGUCUCCAACAUACUCCGCAUCCUCAAGCACGUCGACCCUAGCAAACGUGAGGAUACCGUGAAAUCGAUCGCAUAUGAAGCUGACACCAGAGAAAAAGAUCCCGUGCACGGAUGCUUGGGUGUCAUCACCAUUCUGCAAAACCAAGUUUCUAAGCUCAAGGACGAGCUUGCUGUGGUCAGAGAACAGCUCUACUUGCUCCAGCAGCAACAUAAUUUCAACCAGCAGGCGCAGGUGCAACAAAUCGUGGGUUCCUUGGGAGGGAACACAAGCGUGGUGAACGUGAGUUCCGGGCAAGAGACCAAUGUUCUAAUACAGCAACUUCAGGAGUACAAUGGCAUGAACCACCUCAGUUCAGACUUUGCUAAGAGUAAUCUUCUUUCCAUAUCGUGUUUCGAGUCGGAUCAGUACUUGAGAAACGACAAGUAUGAUAUCAAAUCAGCGUCUUCCUCGAGGUUUGAUGUGGGCAGGUACAUCAGCGGGGAUUCUCCAGUGCAGCAGUCCGUGCUACUGGGAUCUGGUGGGCCAGUGAAGGAAUCUCCGGUGCAUCAGUCCGAACCACCCCGUGGUGCUAACGUUUUCAACGGUUAUGGCAUGGCCGACCCAGGUAGCACGUUCACAGACACUUCUGGCGAUCAUAGAAUUUUGCAAGACGUUGACCAUGCAUUCGCCACCCCAGACCCCUACGCAAUGGCGAUUCGAAGGAGGGGAAGCGGACUUCUGAAUCUGACGAUUGCUUCCGACGCCGAGCUGCGGAGAGCUACUGGUGGGCAUCAUGGAGUUCCCGAGCACGAGCUGAAGAGCGCUGGAGUUUACCUCACGUUGACCAACAAUUGAUACGCAUGCCAUUAUCUUCCAGGCUCUCAAGCGGAGCUCUUCGACUUCGUCUCAUUCUGUAGACAUUCAACAAUUCUUAUCACCAAGAUUUUCCAAAAACCUUUGUCAGAUGUAUCUCAUGGUUUAGUUCAGCAUGUUGGGAGUCAUCGGCCGGCGGCUGUAGUUUACAGAAAUACACUGUAAUACAACGGCAUCUCUAGACUGCCAGGUUCUGUCACAAUGGCGCUUCUUUGGAGCCUAACUUUUGCUUUAUGGACCUCAACGACAAAAGUAGUCAUGAACUUCUCUGAAAGACUUGAUGGAUGCUAAGCUGGGACAUGUGAAGGUUUCAGGUGUUUGGUGCUGAUCUGGCUGACCUUGGUCUGCCAAUAGAUGAACUGAUACUAGAUCGUUUACAAGCAGUUGGAUUAUGAGAACUUAGUGCAGGUUUCGUAGUAAUCCAGGUGUGAGUGCUUGGGUAGUGAACCCUCGCAACUGGAAGCAUAGAUUGAAUCCGCGUUUCAAAUCUGAGGUUUUCGAACAAGAUUUCAGUUUAAGCAGGGAUGAAGUCAAGGUCCCUUUAUAGAAGCCUACCUAUUUUAGAGCCGCUCUAGAUAUAGGCAGACGGACCAUCUAGUGCUGAUCGAUCUGUAGGGCUCUAAGGCUUGGUAGGCUGUAUUCUUUUGUGUACAGUUCCUGCCGAAGGAACCGCGCCAGCUUCUACACUUCCCCUUUUUUUUCUUCUUUUUUUAUUGUAUCAUAGAUACAAGUUUGUGGCUAUUUCUUGAUGGACUCAAUUUGAGAUCCAGAAAUUUUUAUUUUAGACAGAGUUUCGUUCAUCUCUUCUCCCA
Physcomitrium patens is the source of this 2457-nucleotide messenger RNA. RefSeq lists its product as uncharacterized. NCBI's taxonomy places the organism in Eukaryota, Viridiplantae, Streptophyta, Bryopsida, Funariales, Funariaceae. The record is from RefSeq and is a predicted model, not a curated record.